GUUUUCGUCUUUUUUACUCAGAAUACGGACGAAAUUUAAAGCGGGUGGUUGUGUAAACGGACGUCGUCAUCUGUCGCCGUUGUUGUUCUCGAAUUAGUGAAUUGUGAAAAAAUAGCAAUUUGCUUGCUUGUGCUGUAUCUCUGAAAUAAAAAGUGAAAAAUAAAUUAUAUUUUUAUACAUAAAAGAAGUAAAAAAAGAGGAAAAAAUGAAUAGAAAAAGUGAUUGAAUUUUUCCCAACAGUUUUGCUGCAAAAGCCCACAACAGAACAGAGAACUUUUAAAGUCUCACAUUUGCAAAGAGAGCCGGCUGCAGCCAGCUAUAGCAGCAGGAUUUCCUGUGCUGCAUCCGACUGACGUCGUAACCUACAUCAAAGAACAUCAAAAAAAUUUAAAAAAUUGCAAAAAAAAAAAAAAAAAAAUCCGCCCACCCAAAAUCCGUGUGUGUUUACAUCACCGUUAAUUUUUAUACGAAUUUGGUUUUCGAGAUCGUGUUUUGUUUGAGUUCCUUUUUUUUAUCUUGAAAAUAAAAAUACAACUUCUUACAUCCAUCCAUCCAUUACAAUUUAUGUUUAUACAUACGUAAAUGUGAAAACAUCAGCAAUAAAAGUGUUACAGAAAAUAAUCUCUAGAGUGCAAUAAAAACAACAACAACAACAGCCAGCAACCCCUUGUAAGGGUUAAAUCAAAAGGAACGAAUUUGUGGUGUAUCAACCAGGUUGUUUUGGAGCAAAGUGGAAUAAUAAAGAUUGUGCAAUACUUUGUUAAGGGAAUAGGAAGUGGAAGAAGCAACGAGUGCAUGUGAAAAAGAGAUCCUUUGAACACACACACACAAACACAUACACGCCCAUCCCAAAAAGAAAAAACAGAAUGUUGGACUUUUGGCUAUAAAAGAAACAACAAAAAACUCCCACACACCCAAAAAAAAAGAAACAAAAUUACAAAAACAACGCAAACAAAAUGGCAUUCAGUUACGCCUGCCUUACACUGCAACGUGUAGUCCUACCAAUUGUUUUGGUAUUAGCUGCACUAUAUCGUCCUGUCGGUAUAUCCUUCGUAUACCUGUUGAUGUUCUUCGUGUCGCCGUUCAUACCGGUGGCCACAAAACAGAACUUUAAGGGUUCUGUCACAGCGUAUUUUAUAAUUCUUCUAGCGUUAAGUACCAUACUCCUACUAUGUCACAUUGGACUGCAAGUUUCGAUAUUUGCCCUGCACAUUGGCGAUAUGUUCGGGACGUGUAGCGUUACCGAACGACUGCUGAGGCACAUUGGAUUUAUAGGCUUUCAAAAUUUGAAAGCCUUUGCCAUUGUCGAAUGGCUGGCCCCAGAAGUGGUGGUCUUCAUCACAUCCCUGGUCGUGUACAUAAUCUCCAAGAAAAUCACCCAAACUGUUGAGCCCCAACUGGAGACUGGAGAUGUGGAGGUGGCGAUACGUGAAAAUGGCGGAGGAGGAGGAGGCAGUGAAAAUCCGAAUGAAGAAAUCUCCAAUGCCCUGGUCGAAGAUGCACAAAGGCAAAAACAUGUUGUGGUGGCGGCGGCAUGCUCAUCAUCUGCUGCGGCAACAGUCGACGAUAACACCAAGCCAAAUUUCGAUGGACUGAUAAAAAUAUCUCCCCUUUUCUGUUUGGCAACCCUUUUCUUUUCGGCCGUCCUGCGACCCAGUGUACCAGGUGGUUUUUAUUUUUUAAUAUUCCUACUGUCGGGUCUCUACUGGGCAACGUUCCAAACAUUGCAAAGGAAAUUUGCCAUGUUAUUACGUUUCGUUAUGGUUGUCAUUGUGGCCCAUACCCUUUGUAUUGUCGCCUAUCAAACGCCAUGGAUGCAGGACCAUUUGGAGAAGACAAGUUUAACAGCCAGAUUAAUUGGCCUUGAACCUCUCAUCACAUCCAAAUGUGCCGAUGACAUCCGAAUCAUUGUCUACAACACGGAAUACAAAGCGGAUUCAUUUUUGAAUCCGAUUGUGUUAUUCUUUACCUAUUAUGCAUUAGCCCUAACCACCAAGAAUCUCAUUAAAAUAAGGGUUACUUUACGCCGUGAUCAACAACGUCCUCAAAAUAUAACUGAACCGACUGAAACAACGCCUUUAAUGCGUGCGGCUACACGUAAACCGGCCAAUGAUACGAACAGUUCAACUGUUGCUAUUGGCGGCGGAGCCAUUGGCCAAACGUCACCCAAUGACAUACCGCUGAGCAGUAUGGAAACAAAUCGUCCCCACAAUCGCGAAGAGGAAUACAAAUCGGGAAUAUUGGAUCAAAUUGCCUAUGGCAUAACCGGCGUUGGUGGUUUUAUCUAUCAAAAUAGUUAUAUAUUCACCAAUGUUCUGAUGAUGGCCUGGUCAAUCAUCUACCACAGUUGGCUGACAUUUGUGCUGCUGCUGUGGGCCAAUGUUCUCUGGAUGAUACCGAAUCAGCGCAAGGCUAUGAUGCGUUCGAGUCUUUUUAUUGUAAUUUAUGCGGAGUUGUUGUUAAUAGCCCAAUAUAUUUAUGGCAUGGAUUUGACAAAUGACGAAUUGCCCUCCAAAAUUAAGAUAACCGGCAUUAAUUUACAACAAAUCGGUUUUGAACGUCCCAAAGACAACGACAUGCAGCCCUGUGUUCCGCUGAUAGUGAAAACCUCAUUCCUGUUGAUGUUCUGGGUGACAAUGCGUCAGUUCUUCAAAGAGAAAACGGACAAACGUCGUGACAGCACCCUGGCAGAUAUGUUUGCACCGUUGCAUUUAUCGGUACGCUCAUCGGCGCUCGAUGACGAUGAUGCUGAUGGUGGGGCCGAUGCCAAGAAAACCUCAAAGUUCCUAAAGAAAAUUGGCACCGUAAUUAAGAAUCUCUUGGUACGCCUAUGGAUUUGGCUCUUGAUUCUGGUCAUUUUCCUGUGCGCCAUGACAGGUGAUAAAAUGACUGGGUUCCGUAUCUGUUAUAUGGCCCUGUUCCUGUUCUUCUUAUUGGUAUUCCAAUCAUCGUCCAAAGCCUGGGUAAAACUGAUGUAUGGUUUCUGGUUGUUCCUAAUCUUCUACGCCAUGUCCAUAUUGAUUCUGAUCUAUACCUAUCAGUUUGAUAAGUUCGAUCAGUAUUGGAAUGAUUAUUUGAAUAUAUCCAAGACUUUACAAACCGACAUUGGUCUGGAACGCUACAAGACCAAAGAUUUACUCCUGCAUUUCAUUUCGCCCACCAUCAUUGUCAUUCUAACCGUGAUCCAGGUUCACUAUUUCCAUAAACGUUUUAUUGCCUCGAUGAAUCAAACACCAGUGGUGGAGAAACCCGGUCCCGAUCAACAGCAACGGCAGCGCACAAAAAGCGGCUCCCGCCCAGCCGAUUAUGAAAUGAAAGAUUUCACCGAAUCUGCCGGAGAGUUGGUGCGUUUGUUUUUGAAACGUUCCCGCCAGAAGGCCGAAAAGUUCCUAAAACAAUUCAAGGGUGUUUUCUGGAGUAUUUUGGAAUUGCAUUGGAUUAAAGUGGUCUAUAUAACGGCAUUUGUGUGCGCCGUCAGUGAGGUCUCCCUACUCCAUGUACCGUUCAUUGUUCUGUGCGUUAUUGGCGUCAUCUCCAAUGUACGCAUGCGCAUAUUUUUCAGUCGUGUCAUCUCGCUGGUUGUCACUCUCAUUGUGCUCUCAAAAAUGAUCUAUCAAAUUGCCUAUUUGGAUCAUACGAAAUAUAAUGCCGAGUGUACAGAAAAUGGCCAAACGAAAAUUGUCGGCAAUAAUGCCGAAUGGUUUGGCCUAUUCAAAGCGAAUUCCGAAACAGGCCUAAUGGGUCUGCUGAAAAAAUACAUUAUUUAUAUGGUCAUAGCAACAUUGCAUGCUGUCAUCUCAUUGCGUCAAUAUCAAAUGCGCCGUCUCAAGGGUACACAAAAUGAUCCCUUGCCUAAAGUACCCUUCCCCGAGGUAACCCGUGAAGAUGCCGAAAAGAAAUUGGAGAGUAUGAUUAAAUAUUUACUCAAUUAUGGUUUUUAUAAAUUCGGUUAUGAGAUUUGUAUGAUUGCCUUGGUCUCGACCAUAACCUAUCGUCAAGAUAUUGUGGCGGUUGCCUAUGCUGUGUGGUUGGUGUUGUUGCUGAUAUUCAAGAGGAAAAAGAUUGCCCAUUUCUGGGGUAUUUUCCAAAUCUUCAUAUUGAUUUCGAUUAUUGUGCAGUAUAUUGUUUUGGUCCAAUUGCCACCCACGAUGUGUACGAAAUACAUUUGGGAAGGCUCCCCCUUCUCGGACUCCAUACAACGCUGGGCUAUGCUACCGGGUCACCUGAAAUACGAUCACACCAAAAAGUUAAUAUUCGAUUUUAUAUUACUGCUCUUGGUGAAUCGCCAGAAACGUGUCUUCUCCAUUGAAAAUAUACCCAACUUCCCGGGCGGCAGCAAUCAAUCCGUGGUCAAGGACAUUGCCAAUUUGGGCAAAGUAGAAUUCGUUAAUCCCACUCAUGAUUUCCUCUCACACAUGCGCAACUAUUUGGAUAUUUUCAAGCAUGCCAUCUUGUGUGGCUUCUAUUGGGUAACUUUAGCUGUGGUGUUUUUGGCUGGUACCAGCAUAGCAGACUUUUUGGCUUUGGGCUAUCUGAUUGGGGCCUUCUUCUUUUUGUGGGAGGGCUCUGAUUUCUAUUUGCGACCAAUUAAAUCGAUAAUUGGUCUAUGGAAAAUCCUAAUAGCCUAUAAUGUAGCCAAUAUUGUGAUAAAGACCUGCUUGCAAAUGGCUGGUUGUAUGUUCAUGGAAACCUUGGUGACGAACUGUUGUUGGCUUGUCCACAUGUUGGGCAUCAAUUGUGCCAGCAAUGGUCCGCCAGCGGUUGAUGUCGACGAUGAUAACGACACUGACUGCCCUGCCACCACAGUACAAGUUGUCCUGCUAUGGGAUUCGAUAUGUUUUGCCUUCCUGAUAUUCCAAUUGAGAAUAUUCAAAUCACAUUAUUUCUGUCACAUCAUCACCGAUACGAGGGCGAAUAAUAUUUUGGCUUCGAGAGGCGCCGAAAUCAUUGAACACUUGCGCCAGAAACAAAUCGAAAAACGCCAGGAAUACGAAGAGGAGGUAUUGCACAAAAUCAAACGUAAAAUGGAAAAGAUCCGUGCCACGCAGCAGAAAAUGCUUAGACCUUUAGAAAAACCCACACAUUUUGAUGAACAUGGAAAUCCAGUUUAUGGCUCACGACCACAUAAAAGGAAAGAAAUUAAAUUGCAUCCUGCCGCUGUCCGAGCUGGUGAUUAUUACAUGUUCGAGGAUAUUGAUGAUAAAUUUGAAUUGGAUUUGAUAACCGAUAGCGAUGGCCUAUUCGAUAAUGACAACGAAAACAUUACCGAGAGUGAAAUUAAGAUGAAUCGCCGUAAGACCCUAUAUGAUGAGAGUCAAAAGCCCAGACCCCAAAAGGAUUCACUGACCGAUACAGCUGGACCCUCUACCAGCAAGGCAGGCGGUGGAGCAGCAGGUGGAGAAACCCCAGCAAAAAUGCCCACAAUGGAGCCUAGGCAAAAAACUGAAGUUGACAGUGGUGAAAUAACUGAAAAGGAUACAGAAGAGGAUUUCGAAGCCAAUCCCAUAAUACGUUUAAUGGAAGGAUUUUUGGUCUCGCUGACCAUCCGUUUGAAUCGUUUCUCACGCAAUUAUCGUUAUGUCAAUAAAAUCCUCGAAGAAGAAAAGAAAGCCUUGAAGGAAUCCAACAACCUGUAUAUGUUUAAUGGUCGUUUUAGCGGCCGCAAUGCUGCUGCCAUAUUCAGUUUAAUGAAACGUAACAUUGCCAGUGAUGAACAUGAAGAUGCUACACGUCCUAUUGCUACUACCCCAACCUCAUCGAAAAGGAAUUCUAACAGUGCACCAUCCACCACCACCACACAACCACACAAUGAAUUUAUGCAAUCACCACCAUCACAAAUACCACCAUCCAUUAACAUAUCAACAUCACAAUUACAACAACAACAAUAUAAUGAUGAUAUCAAUGCCAUCGAGCCAUCAUCAUAUGAUGUCGUUGAUAGCAAAGAGACACUAUCGGAACCGAAUAGUAGCAAUAAGCUUGUACGACCAAAAGGGCGUAAAUCCGAGCCUUUACCCGAAAUACGCAUUAAGGCUCCAUCGUUCGAUCGUAGUCGCCGUGGCUCAGUUGCUCUAAUUACAAAUCAGUGGGCUCAAGAGAAAGUUACCAGCACGGAAUUGGCAUUCGAUGAGGAUGAUUUUACAGCACGCGAUCACAAUAUUAUUGUGGAAGUUUUGAUUUCAGCCUGGUAUGCCAUAUUGUCAAAUACGGAUUUGAUUUGUUACAUUGUGGUGUUCAUUAACCAGAUUGUCAACGCCAGUUUAAUAUCGUUGCCAUUGCCCUUGAUGAUUUUCCUUUGGGGCACUCUGUCGCUGCCACGUCCCACCAAAACAUUUUGGGUCACUCUGAUCGCUUACACCCAGGCCAUUGUACUUAUCAAAUGUAUCUUCCAAUUUAAAUUGAUCUGGACGAAUUACCACUACAAUUUACCCAAUAAUCCAUUGGGUAUUGAGAAGUUGUUUGGUGUUGAAAUGAUUCCGGACUAUGCCACAUAUGAUUUGUUGCUGUUGUUGGUGUUAUUCUUCCAUAGAUUUAUUUUGAAAUCUCAUGGCCUUUGGAAGAUCGAUAACUAUAAGACUGCAAUGUUCCAAAGCGAGGCGGAUGAGGACCGUAACAGUCUCAAUGCCUCCAAUGCUGAUGGUGCUGAAAUGAACUCAACCAGUGAUCGUCGCCGUUCAAUGGGUUCAGAUUACGCCUCUGGAAGUCAUGAAAGUAUAUCGGCCACCAAUGAAUUGGUGAAGCGUGUUGAAAGUUUCCAACGUCACAAGUACCUGUGUGGCCUUUCAAAAUUCUUCCAUAACUUGAUGCAUAAGGCCCGUCUGCCAACCGAUGUCUAUGCCCUGAUGUUCUUGUGUGAUUUUAUUAAUUUCUUUGUCUUGCUCUUUGGAUUUACGGCAUUUAGUUCAAAGUUAUCUGAUGGUGGUGUAAAAACCUAUUUGGCCGAAAACAAAGUCCCAGUGCCAUUCCUCAUCAUGUUGUUGGUCCAGUUCAUAUUGAUUGUAAUCGAUCGUGCCUUGUAUCUACGCAAAGCAUUGGUGUUCAAAAUUGCUUUCCACUUUAUAUCGGUUGUGGGAAUUCAUAUAUGGAUGUUCUUCGUUGUCCCAGCGGUCACAGAGCGUAGUUUCUAUGCCUCGGCUCCGCCGAUAAUAUUCUACAUCAUCAAAUGUUUCUAUUUGCUGUUGUCCAGUUAUCAAAUCAAGUGUGGCUAUCCAACACGUAUUUUGGGCAAUUUCUUGACAAAGAGUUUCUCCAUGAUCAAUAUGAUUUCAUUUAAAAUUUACAUGGUCAUUCCCUUCUUGUAUGAGUUACGUACAAUUCUGGAUUGGCUGUGCACGGACACCACAAUGACGCUCUUCGAUUGGUUGAAAAUGGAAGAUAUUUUCGCCAACAUUUAUUCAAUAAAGUGUCUGAGACAAAUGGAAACCGAUUUCCCUGCUGUUCGAGCCCAAAAGAAAGCGGCCUUUAUGAAAUUGUUGAUGGGUGGUGCUGUGAUAUUGUUUAUUGUAUUCCUUAUUUGGGGUCCCCUCACAUUGUUCGCCCUUUUCAAUGCUGUCGGCCAAUCUAAUGUUCCCACAGAGGUUAAGGUAUCGCUACGCAUUAGUUCAUAUGAGCCCAUCUAUGUUACCAGCACACGUGAAAGUACCUAUGUCUUUAAUGAUGAAAUGUUUUCACAAAUGAAAAAUGCCUACAUAAAGGAGCGAGAAGCUUUAUCAUUCCUACUGAACUAUGAUGCCUCUGAUAUUGCUGCCAUCAAGCUGAGUGGUAAUUCACCAACUAUGUGGAAUAUUGCACCACCGGAUAAGAUGCGUCUAUUGGAUGAAUUGAAUAGCAAUGCAACCUUAACCAUCCGCUUGGCCUAUGAACUGACGCGAACCCCACCCUCCAAGGGCCAGACGGGUACUGUGGGCUCAGAAAUUACCUUCCAAAUGAAUGACACCUAUGCCUAUCGAGAUACCCUAAAGGCCAUGAUAACUGGUGGACCCAAUGAUAAAAACUCUACCAAUAAUGGAACCUUAAUAGAGGCCAUUAUACCAAAUAUUGUGCCGAAAUUUAUUAAGGUUCUAAACUCCGCUGAUCCUAUAUAUGUUUCAGCAUUGCUUGUAAAUACCAAUAAUAACUUCCGCGACUUGGGCAUCAAGGUCCACACAAAUAACUACAGCUUCCAGUGGUGGGAAAUUGCCGAUCAUUGUGAUGACAAUCACAAUAAUGUUGUUGGUUCGGGUGGCAGCAAUAGCCUGGAUGAUGACGAUGAUGAUGGCAUUGAUAAAGCCAAUGAAAUAUUGAAAAAAUUACCCUUGUAUGAUUGUAAUUCGGGUAUAGUUUUCUAUACGUUUAACGAUAAGAAAUUCCCCUCAACGUGGACAUUUAUCACUGCUGGAGGCAUCAUCGGUAUCUACACUACAUUUGUUUUAGUGGUCUCGAGAUUUUUGAAGGGCUUCUUGGGUGGCCAAACUCGUAAAAUUAUGUACGAAGAUUUACCCAAUGUUGAUAGAGUAUUACAAUUGUGCCUUGAUAUUUAUUUGGUAAGAGAAGCCUUAGAAUUUAUGUUGGAAGAAGAUCUAUUUGCCAAACUGCUCUUCCUGUAUCGAUCACCGGAAACCAUGAUCAAAUGGACAAGGCCACGGGAAGAGAUCGCUGACGAUGAAACCGAUACGGAUUCAGUGCGUAGCAGAGCCAGUGGGAGAAGAGAACAUCAACAGCAGCCACAGCAGCAACAACAACAACAAUAAUGAUUGAAUCUGUACACAAAAUAUUUGACUGGAUAUUAAGCUAAAAAAAAUAUUUAUAUUAGAGGUUUAUAAUUUUUGUUAUUACCCCUUUUCCUCACAUGUGGAUUGUUUUUUUUUUACAAGUUUCACUUCAUUUUCUCAAAACAAACCUUAAAUGAAAAUAAGAAGAAAAAACUGCCGACCAUUUGUAAAAACAAAAAAACUUUGUUCUAAGAUCGUUUUAGUUUAAAAAUAGUCAAAUAUUAAAUUGUGUGUUUAUUUUUCACUUCUAUAGAAAAUAUUAAGCUAAAAUACUUUUUUUAUAAAUAUUAAUCCAUUUAGUGUCAAGGUUUGUUUCAUAUUUUCAGGGUGUGGCAAAAAAGUGUACUUGUAUCGUGACGGGAUCCAUAAUGUGGACAUUCCUAAUGAUUAACUAAUUACAGCUUUUUGUGAGGUUAUAAAAAAAUAUUAAAAAAUUAUCUUAAAUAUUUAGAGAUUUGGAAGAUUUUUAUUUUAAUCUCAUUAAUAGAAACCUAGCCUAUAGCCCAUUAAAUCUGAAAAAACGUCCCACAUAACCUUAUUUUUCCCAUAUUUUACCUUUGAAGAUAAAAUAUCGAAACAGAUAAAAUAUGCCAUUUUUAGCUCGAUUUAAUUGAACAGUCGAAUGUUAGAGUUGAAAGCCAGUUGUUUUUGCCAAAAUGUUCAUAUUUGUCAGUCUAAUAUGAUCAUGCAGAAAUUCAUAUCGAUCGAAUGAAGAAAUUUUGCCACAGUCCCCUGUGGAUCUAUUCAUUUUAUAAGUAGUCACUUUUUUUAGUUACACCUGUCACAUUUUGUCUUCUAAUGUUCGAAUGCCAUUAUAUAUUUUUUUGUCUCAUCUAACCUCAAAAAAUACGAACUUUUGUAUUUUUAUUAUAGUUUUUUUUUUUAUACAUUACAUAUAUCGAAUCAUAUAAACCAAAUCGAAAGAAUAUUUGAAAAACAACAACUAAACUAAAACAACACCAUAAUAAUUAUAUAAAUGUAAUAAAAAUGUGAACUCAUAUUCAGGGAUUUUUAAGCAUUUUUUUGAUACAAAAAAAUUAAAUAAAGAAAAAUAAAAUCAUAAAAAAAACCAAAAUAAUAAACAAUAUGUUUAUAUGUGUGUAAAAGUUGCUUGUACAUAUAUAUGUAUUACAAAUAAGUUAAACACAAAACAAAAUGUAUUAUAGUGAGGGAGAAAAAUUUGAAAAAAAAAAUUGAAAUUUCAUAGAAAAAUUUUGUGCAAAUUUUGUGUACUUUCAAAAAUCUAUAUUUUUUCCACUCUUUGAUGUAAACAUUUUUUCCACCAAAUAAUAUUUGUGCCUCUGAUAAAUGUGAUGAUUCCAUUUGAAAAUCCUUAAAAUUAUUGUUUUAGACCCCAUAAGGAUAUUUAUCCCACAUCAUCAUGAAGUUUCGAAAUUGAGAAAGAGUCAACUAUACAACCGAUUUGAUUUGUGUGUUCUCAAUAGGUAGACACGAUCCUUGCAAAAAACUGUACACAUGGAUCGGAGUUUUGGUAUUGACCACAUGUAACGAUGCCGACCUGAUUCAAUGCAACUUGGCUGUUUGACAUUCAGAAAUGUCUUCAAUUUUUAAGUUUGCCUUGUUAAGGUGAAGAUUUUAUGUUUAUUAUUUAUUUGUUUAUUUCUCAUUCGAGGCAAGUCAUUAACCUCAUCUUCCUACAGCAGCACUGAAAAAGGUUUUGACCCACUUACCCACAUAUUCCCACUGAAUUUGAUCCAAUUCAGCGUUUUUAGUUUCACUACGAGUAGAAGACUAUCCCCCAACGAUAUUCGUAUUUUUGAAGGUCUCGGCAUAUUGCGGCAGGGUAUUUUUAAUGCAAUUAAUUUGGAUAUACAUUUUUCCCACGGUGUUGUAGAGCAUGAAAAAAUGGAGGCCGAAUAUAAAGCCUCUUUUCACAUGUCCACACCUAUUAAUGUACGGAUUCAUUGAAAUAUGGUCUCCUACCUUAAGUUCUUCUCUUCAAAAAGUUUUUCCAUGUACGGAAGAUCCCAAAAUAGUUUUUCUAUAUUUGCUAUACCUUCACAUACACUUUAGAAUAUCGCCUUUCUUGUACGUUGAAAAAAACGCAAAAAGUAUCUAUGGAGGAUAAGUAAAAUGGUAUCUAUUGAACAUGUUCAAGUUUUGAGACAGCCCGUGAAGUGUUUUCGAUCUUUAGUGGAUCUCUAGGUUUUCUAUAAGAAGACGUUAGAAAGACCUUCUAUUUAUAUAAGACAUGCCUCUCUAUAGAAAUCAUACAAAAGAUUUGUUUCUAUUCUUUUUUCUCAUAGAAAAUCUGAAAAGUGUAUUCUGUCUGUAUAGACCUUUCCUUUCUACACCUAGAUAUAGAGAGUAUGUAAAACCUUUUCCAUCGAAAGGUCUCAAAACGUGUCAUAAUAUCAUAUUGUUCAAUAUGAAGACCCGUAUGCUUUUCAAGCCGGUAAUAUAAGCAUACAGUCACCUGUUACAUUGAAAAUGUCGAAAAAAUUAUUGCAAAUUUUGAAGAAUAAUUUUCUUGGAAAAUGUCUUCAAAAUUAAAAGCCCG
This is a messenger RNA of Musca domestica (house fly), 11268 nucleotides long. RefSeq names its product piezo-type mechanosensitive ion channel component. Lineage: Eukaryota; Metazoa; Arthropoda; Insecta; Diptera; Muscidae. The transcript is spliced from 34 exons. Bases 957 to 8726 code for a protein of 2589 amino acids. The record is from RefSeq and is a predicted model, not a curated record.